Messenger RNA from Parascedosporium putredinis, 2118 nucleotides. The record is from the annotation of a GenBank genome assembly. NCBI's taxonomy places the organism in Eukaryota, Fungi, Ascomycota, Sordariomycetes, Microascales, Microascaceae.
AUGCAGCUCCCUCUUCCCUCCCCAUCGUUCACCUUUGAGAAUGCCGCAGAAGGCGAGAUCGUCCAUCAGCGGUGUCUGCUUCUCAAAGGGUCCUACAAUUCGAAUGGCGCUAUCCCCGAGUCGUGCGUCGUUAUCGAGACCACCGAUGGUCGCGACAAGCCAACGUUUCCACCGCAAACAUGGCCCGUGAUCAAUGGUCGGGUCAAGGCCAUGGUGAUGCUUUCUCCCGGAGCCAAUACGAUCACGGUCGUUCUCGACGACAAGGAGGCGGCUGAGCCCACCGCAACCAGAAGCUCCAUCAAUCUGACAUAUCUGCCCCUACUACAAACACCACCCUUGCACCUUGCCAUCAUGGUCGCUAAAGAUUCGCCGUUACUUAUCGAUUGCCCGGCCGGCCGCUAUAGCGCGGUUUCCAGUGCCCACUCUUCCCUCGACGCCGCUAUCGCCAAAUUCCGUAUGACGGCUUAUAUGUGGCAAGCGAUGACGGCUGAGGAUAUGCGCCUCAAAGGUCUUGGCCGUCGCGCUUUUCGUUUUGACGAGGAAUGGAAUGCUGAUACUACGAGCCUGCAAUUCGUCACGGCUCGUCACGAUGCGGCGCUUGCGGAGAACGGCGCCAUGCGGUCUACGGCUAAGAUUCACAUCGUGCGAUCUGAGCGAACCGUCGCCGAGAUUCGCUCGAUGAAGUGCGCCCAGCAGAAUCCUAGGGCCUCAAAGCCCGACAGCCUCCACGAAUAUUUCAAGGAAGCGCUCGUCCUCCACGGAGGCCCUUUUGAGUCGUCGUGCCAGCCUGUGGUGGCGGGCCUCAUACUCGAUACCCAUUACUCCAUGCAAGAGGAUAUCAUACUCGGACAUGCGGCGUUGGGCAGCCACGAUAAUCGUGGUAUCUCCCUCGGUAUCAUGGGUAGUCAUCUCACGUACUCGUGGCCCCGCUUCCUCGAGGAAGUCGUUCCAUGCCUUACCGACGACCGCAAUCCUGGCAACACGGUGGGCAAUGAUGCCCGCGAGUGCGGUAGCUUCUGGGAAGCCUGCGCGUAUUGGCCCCGCAACUUCCUCGUACGCACGGCCUACUGCACUAAGCGGACUUGCGAUGGCGUAUUAGUAACCGACGGCGAGACGGUGAACGAGGCGGUUUGGGACCUCCGGGAUGCCCUCUCAUUCAGGGCAUUCCCUCACUUUUGGCUCCCGGACGAUAUCAGCUUCUCUCCAGAGGCGCGAGUUGCCACUCCCACCCUCACGGUCGACCCUGGCGAGUCACAGGAAGAAGCUUGUCUCGUCAUUGCGUCUGCUGCCGGCCUCAUUCGCAAUGUAUCAUAUCUGCUUUCCAACCUCGAAACGAGGUUCGAUCGUGAACUGCCUCUGUCUAUCUCGGUUCUCGGUCUCAACGGCAAGUCCAGGAUGGUCAAGAACGCAUGGCAGCUUUUCGCCUCCGAAAGCUUUAUCAGAGUACGAGGUACAAACUUGGUGCUCCACAAGCAAUCAGUCGCCAGCACAGACCUCCAAAAUGGAGAGCAUGCGAACACGCAGUUCUGGAAGUGGGCCACGCUUCUGCAGAAGAGGGCCAAAGGGAAGGACGGCUUUGCACGUGCGACCAAAAUUGAUGUUCGCACCGGAUGCAUCCUUGACGGCGCAUACGUCUAUUACUCGGAUAAAGAGCGUGUUAAUUGCGGCCCUCGCAUUGGGAAGUGGGGAGGGAAGCAUACCUUUGGCGGCCACGCUUCCGAGAAGUCUGACAUCCCCAAGAAUGCGGAGAUUGUCAAGGUUGAAGUUUCGAGAGAGAGCUACAUCUUGCACGGAAUUCGCUUGACCUUGAGUAAUGGCACAGUUUGGGGACAACUAGACGGCGAUCAAGGAGACGGAGCUGGGUUCGAAGUUAUUGCUCUCGAGCCUUCAUCUGAUGAGACCAUUGUUGGCUUCUUUGGGCAGAGUUGGUGGGGAAGUCAUUGUGAUGGUCUUGUCGAGUUUGGCAUCAUAACCGCACCGAAGAAUACAGAGCUGCCCGAGGCUGUCUAUGACAUGGAUGAGUUGAAGAAUACAGAUGGCGGGGUUGCCGAGGAUGGAAAGGUAGAGGAUGUCGAGGAUAUGAGCGAGGAUAUGAGCGAGGAUGAAGAUAUGGACUAG